UUCCUUUCCCUCAACCCAAACCAACCACCCUCAGUCUCCCACAUGAACGUAGAGUUUUGCAGACAAAAGUUAAAAGAAACAACCGAGCACACAGUUUAGAGUGUAAGUGUGUGAGAGAUAGCUAGAGAGAAAGAAAUGGGUACCUCAUUGUUGAUUACAGCUGUUUUAGUGUUGCUUGUCGGAACCGCCGUUAAAGGCUGUCCGCCGUCGGAUAAGGCGGCGUUACUGGCCUUCAAAGCCGCCUUACACGAGCCUUACUUGGGCAUCUUUAAGUCGUGGAAGGGUAACGACUGUUGUAAGAAAUGGUACGGUAUCAGUUGUGAUCCGACUACCAAACGGGUUGCCGACAUCAACCUCCGUGGAGAGUCCGAAGACCCGAUUUUCCAGAAGGCUCAUCGGACCGGGUACAUGAACGGAACCAUUUCUCCAGCUAUUUGCAAGCUGACGAGGCUAUCAAGUGUCAUUAUUGCUGACUGGAAGGGUAUUUCCGGUAUUAUACCUCCAUGUAUCUCCUCUCUGCCGUUCCUCCGUAUCCUCGACCUCAUCGGAAACCAACUCUCCGGUGAAAUCCCUUUCGAUAUCGGCAAACUCAGCCGUCUGACGGUUCUUAACAUUGCCGACAACCGAAUCACCGGUAGAAUGCCCAGAUCAAUUGCUAAUCUAUCGUCGUUGAUGCAUUUAGAUCUCCGAAACAACUUGAUUUCGGGAACCAUACCACAAAACUUCGGGAAGCUGAGGAUGCUGAGUCGCGCGUUACUGAGCGGCAACAGGAUCUACGGACCGAUUCCAUACACGAUUUCUUACAUCUACCGUCUCUCCGACCUCGAUCUGUCGCUGAACAGGAUCUCCGGACCUGUUCCUGAAUCUCUAGGGAAAAUGGCGGUGUUGGCGACAUUGAAUCUGGAUGGAAACAUGAUUUCAGGUAAGCUACCAGCCACAUUGAUCAACUCAAGCAUUAGCAUCUUAAACCUUAGCAGAAACGCUAUCGAAGGCAACAUACCGGACGUGUUCGGGCCUAGAUCUUACUUCAUGAUGAUGGAUUUGUCGUACAACAAUCUGAAAGGACCGAUCCCGAAGUCGAUAGCGUCCGCGUCUUACAUCGGACAUCUUGAUCUGAGUCACAACCAUCUGUGUGGGGCGAUUCCGGCUGGAUCCUGGUUCGAGCACCUUGAAGCGGCAUCGUUUGUUAACAAUGACUGUUUGUGUGGAAAGCCUCUUAAAUCUUGUUAACUAAUAAUCAGUUUAAUUAAUGAUUCGCCGGCUAUCUAUGACAACGUUGACGGAAAUUUGUCUUAGCUCCGAUUCCGGUACUGGAAGUAUGGGGAGUCCGUGCAUAUGAUGCGAUACUGCUAAAGGAGGGAGAAGAUAUUUGAAUUUGAUGACAUUAAUAUAUAUGAUAGUAUGAUAUGGUGAUGCUCCUAAUUAAUGCGUAUCGAUUAAUUGUACCUAUCUUGUUACAAAUAUUUUGAUUAUAAAAUAGUAAUUCUGUACCAGUAAGCUAUAAAUAUGUUAAGGUAAUGAAAAAAAUUAUUGGAAAAUUAA
Molecule: messenger RNA, 1542 nt
Organism: Lactuca sativa (garden lettuce)
Lineage: Eukaryota; Viridiplantae; Streptophyta; Magnoliopsida; Asterales; Asteraceae
Molecular function (GO): protein binding
Source: RefSeq, a predicted model, not a curated record